Molecule: messenger RNA, 2460 nt
Organism: Oxyura jamaicensis (ruddy duck)
Lineage: Eukaryota; Metazoa; Chordata; Aves; Anseriformes; Anatidae
Gene: VAMP1
Product: vesicle associated membrane protein 1
Exons: 5
Coding region: 32-352 (106 amino acids)
Biological process (GO): vesicle fusion; vesicle-mediated transport; SNARE complex assembly
Cellular component (GO): SNARE complex; plasma membrane
Molecular function (GO): syntaxin binding; SNAP receptor activity
Source: RefSeq, a predicted model, not a curated record
AGGUCUGACCCAGUUCAGCAGCCGGCCCCUGAUGGGGGUCCCCCCUGAUGGGGGUCCCUCCGGGUCGCCCCCUAACCUGAGCAGCAACCGGCGGCUGCAGCAGACCCAGGCGCAGAUGGAGGAGGUGGUUGACAUAAUGCGUGUAAAUGUAGAUAAGGUGCUGAAACGAGAUGAGCAACUGUCAGAGCUUGAUGACAGUGCAGAUGCACUUCAGGCUGGUGCCUCAGUAUUUGAAAGUAGUGCAGCGAAACUCAAAAGGAAGUACUGGUGGAAGAACUGCAAGAUGAUGAUCGUGAUGGGAGUGAUUUGUGCCAUUAUGGUGGUGGUGAUUGUAAUCUGUUUCUUUACUUGAAUGUAGCCCCUUCAGUCUGUGACCUACUAUCCCCUUGCCUGUCUCUUCUUGCCUCUGAAUCUUCCCUUCCACCUAGCUUUAUUGAUUCCUAUAUUGGUUCUGGUUUAUCUUCUAUUUAAGAUUCUGAAGUGCCCUACUGAGCAUGGGUUAGACUCUUCAGCAGCUGUUGCAGCUUUAGGGAGGGUCAUCUUAGUGUAAAGGAAUGGGAAGCAGGGAAGGAGUGGGGAGCUACUGCUCCUGCUCUUCUGCAGGGGAAUUUCUGUGGCUUAUUUUGGCUGUUAACUUGUCAACUAGUGCCUGUGUGAACUCUAGCAAAAUAAGAAUGCCUUAAUGCAGUGCCUUUGGGGAUGCAGGACUUCAUGUAAGGUUCUUGUGUUCUGCAUAAAGAAUGACAGCGUGACUUCAGCUUUUCGUGAAAUUACUGAGAUUUCUGAAAUUACUGCUAAUUUGAGCUGGUUAGCGACUGAUCCAUCUGACUGAGUUAGAUGUAGUCAUCUAGAUUUCUCUAGCCAUACAGAGAUGAGCACUUAAGGAAGCAAUUUAUUCUGCCAAUCUUUGUUUUAAGGUGACUUGCUCUCUGAAGGUGGCCCUUUAUUAUAAAAAAGGGUAGUCUGUAUGAUUACCUCAGUGAAGUGUAACAGACUGAACACAGUUAAUUGAAAGGAGUUUUGUUGCUUUCUGAAGGGCAUGUGUGGGCAUAAAAUCUGCCAGAAGGAACAAAUGAACAACAGCAAGGAGUAUGGUGUGGCAGGUGGGUGUGUAUCAAAUAUUCCUUUCAUCUAUGCAGGCACAAGCCAGGACCUUAUGGUUUUCUACCAACUUGUAGCUUUCUGGAAGACUUUGAGGUAGUAGUGGAACAGGAGUUUAGCUUUCCAGUGUUACUGUAUUGAAUGUCAAAGGAAAUCUACUACAUAAUAGAUGGAGGUGAAGGAGACCGGAGGUAUUCCAAAUAAGACUGAGUGAGCCACACAGCUUUCAUUAAGAAUACCUGUUCUGUUUUGUCUACCAGAAAGCCCUAAGUUUCAGCAGGAGGUAGGAAAAUACUGUUAGCUAGGGAUUCAAAAGGAAAUGCUGCUUUGGGCGUGGGUAUUGCAUCGGAUGCUAGCUUGGCAGCUUCGAUCUCUAGAGAUGUUGCCCAUAAAGCUGAAAUCUUCCUACUUGCCGUGGGUUCUUUUGAACUUAGACUUGGGGUGGUUUGUGCUGUAAAUAAACUUGUAGUGUGGAGCACUAUGGCUUUCUGUAAGCAAUCCCCAUGUUCCUCAGAAAGAAUGAGAGCUGUGAAUUGCUUGAAUGUGUUGUCAAACUGGGGUUAAAUGAGCUGCCCUGUACCUCAGUUUCUGCAGUCCUGUGAGGAGUGUACAGGAAGAACACCUAUAGAGUUCCCAUAUGGGAGUGAAGUACAAAAAGUGGGAGGAGCAGAUGCUUUUUGUUGCAGUGGGUGUGCUGGGAAGCCCCUUUCCCCCUCACAAGGUGUCUGAGAAGGGGCUAGAUUUUGCACGCUCACUUCCAUGCCCAAGCAUUUCAUUUACGCUGAGUUCAUCUCCUUGCAAUUCCAUCCCUCUCUGCCUUGGGUGAGGGCAGAGUUGAAGAUCUGGAGUGAUGCAGCCCUCGUCCCUUGAGCACUUUCCUAAUUCCCAGUGGAACUGAGGUGUGAUGGAUGGUCAGAAGUGCAUCUGCUGAAGAGGAGCCAGGGCCUGUUUGUACUACGUACUGCUAUCAUUUAGGGGGUGGGCAUACAAGCUUGAGGCCCCCAGACCAGCAGUUCUCUUGAACUCUUCUAAACAAGCCGUUGGUACCCCAUUCCUCCUGUUCGUAUGGGGGCUGAGGUCCCCUUAGGCUGUCUUUUCCAUUUCUUUCUCUUGGAUGUUGUAUGUUGCUGCUUCUUCUGCUAUCUUUCCCCUCCUUUGUGUCUCUGUGCAUGGGGGAGGAAAAAAAAAUCACCAAGGCCCUCUGAGUAAAAGCGAGGGAUUCUGCUGUCCACAGCAUUACAGCUAGUCCCGCACGUGCAGUUUAUUUCCUCUAUAAACAUGACUGUAAUCUCCUCUGGCAUGUUAUAGUAAUCAGCUCGUACUUUAAACAGUCUCUAAGAAACAUAAUUCACCACCUUA